Messenger RNA from Cornus florida, 1473 nucleotides. Its product is annotated as metal tolerance protein 11. The coding region runs from base 166 to 1356 and encodes 396 amino acids. Gene Ontology annotation, molecular function: manganese:proton antiporter activity. The transcript is spliced from 6 exons. Gene Ontology annotation, biological process: monoatomic cation transport; transmembrane transport. Lineage: Eukaryota; Viridiplantae; Streptophyta; Magnoliopsida; Cornales; Cornaceae. Gene Ontology annotation, cellular component: membrane. The record is from RefSeq and is a predicted model, not a curated record.
CAAAAUCAAUUAUUGUAUUAUACUAUCGCUUACAUUCUCUAGUACAAAAGUUCCAACGCCGUGGAAUGUAAACCUCCACCAGAUUUCUAUUACCCAGAAAAAUCCUUCAAAGUCCAUUAAAUCUGCGUUUUUCACUCCUUUCUCUCACUACUAAGCAACCGGAAAAUGGUGGAACCGCUGGUUGUCGACGCCGAUCGCCACCGUUCGGAGGAGCAACUCCUCUUGCCGGAGGCCAGCAAUGGCGAUCGCUCAUGGCGGUUGAACUUCGACGGCUUUCAGUUCUCGGAGCGCAAGGAGAAGCCUCCUCGUGGCCUCCAUCACUGUCUUGGCCUUUUAGGUCCAGAAGAUAAUGUAGCGGAGUAUUAUCAGCAGCAGGUAGAAAUGCUUGAAGGCUUUGAUGAAAUGGAUGCCUUAGCAGAUCGAGGUUUUAUUCCUGGGAUGUCAAAGGAGGAGAGGGAAAACUUGGCUAGAAGUGAAACAACUGCCAUUAGAAUUUCAAAUGUUGCAAACAUGAUUCUUUUUGCUGCUAAAGUAUAUGCAUCCAUCAGGAGCGGGUCGUUGGCCAUCAUUGCAUCCACAUUGGACUCACUUCUUGAUCUUCUAUCUGGCUUUAUUCUGUGGUUUACAGCAUUCUCCAUGCAGACGCCAAACCCAUAUCAAUAUCCUAUUGGAAAGAGACGGAUGCAGCCGUUGGGAAUUCUUGUUUUUGCUUCUGUCAUGGCGACAUUGGGACUGCAGAUAAUUUUGGAGUCUCUUCGCACACUAAUGUCCGAUGAAGACAAUUUCAACAUGACCAAGGAGCAAGAGCUAUGGGUUGUUGGGAUUAUGCUCUCUGUGACUCUCGUAAAACUCCUCCUUGCUGUGUAUUGCCGCUCUUUUACCAACGAGAUUGUCAAAGCUUAUGCGCAGGAUCACCUUUUUGAUGUUAUCACCAACAUCAUCGGCCUUAUUGCUGUACUCCUUGCUAAUUAUAUUAGUUAUUGGAUGGACCCUGUUGGAGCAAUCAUUUUGGCCCUGUACACUAUCCGCACAUGGUCACUAACAGUAUUGGAGAAUGUGAACUCCCUUGUUGGAAGAUCCGCCGCACCAGAAUAUCUGCAGAAGCUCACAUACCUCUGUUGGAACCACCACAAGGCCAUAAGGCACAUCGACACAGUCCGGGCUUACACCUUUGGUUCUCACUACUUUGUGGAGGUCGACAUCGUCCUGCCACAGCAUAUGCCCUUGCGAGAAGCUCAUGACAUCGGGGAAGCCUUGCAGGAGAAGCUUGAGCACCUACCUGAGAUAGAACGCGCCUUUGUCCACCUCGAUUACGAGUACAGUCACAAGCCUGAGCAUGCUCAAGCACACCUCUAGUUACAAAAUAUGGUAACUGUUUGUCUGUGCCUAUUAUUUAUUUUCUUCCUAUGUUAAACUUUUUGUUAUAUACUUCGAAUUAAUCAAUAUCAAGGAUUGCUUUUAGACGGGCAAAAA